AAAUCGUCAGAUGAAUGUGAGAGUUAGACUUGAUUUGCACCUAGGCAUUUAGGACAACUAUUUAAUCCAUCAAGGUGCCUAGUCCUUCGAGUUGUCCCCGAUUUUAGAGUCAUAGAGCACAGCAAGAGCUGGAUCGGAAGCCUGACUCCCAAGAUGCUCUCGAGUCCGGUCAACCUUCCCAAGUGGCUGGAAGAGAAUUCCCAUCUCCUAAAGCCCCCAAUCAACAACUAUUGUGUCUACAAUGAAGACUUUACAGUCAUGAUCGUGGGAGGGCCAAACGCCCGUACAGACUACCACAUCAACCAGACUCCCGAGUGGUUCUACCAGUACAAGGGGGCCAUGAUGCUGAAAGUUGUCGAUGAGGGCAACUUCAGAGACAUCAUCAUUGGGGAAGGCGAGAUGUUCCUGCUCCCCGGAAACACGCCACACAAUCCAGUGCGCUUUGCAGACACCGUCGGCAUUGUCCUCGAGCAGAGACGCCCGGAAGCCUCGGUAGACAGGAUGAGAUGGUACUGCCAAAAUUGCAAAGAGGUCGUCCACGAGGCUGCCUUCCACUGCACCGACCUUGGCACGCAAAUCAAGGCAGCAGUUGAAGACUUCAAAUCCGACGAGGAGAAACGAACAUGUAAAAACUGUGGCGAGUUGGCUGACUGGUGUCCAAAGCCGGGAUCCAUUCAGGACCCCAACAAGCAGUAAUUCUAGCUCAAAGCAAGAGCUGGUGUAUCUUGUCUAUAUAUCUACAGCUAUGUACUUUCUAUGCAACAUACAAUUGAGUUGGCGGCCAGCAUCUCAGCCCGAC
Molecule: messenger RNA, 799 nt
Organism: Phialemonium atrogriseum
Lineage: Eukaryota; Fungi; Ascomycota; Sordariomycetes; Cephalothecales; Cephalothecaceae
Product: 3-hydroxyanthranilic acid dioxygenase
Exons: 3
Coding region: 154-696 (180 amino acids)
Biological process (GO): 'de novo' NAD+ biosynthetic process from L-tryptophan; quinolinate metabolic process
Cellular component (GO): cytoplasm
Molecular function (GO): 3-hydroxyanthranilate 3,4-dioxygenase activity; iron ion binding
Source: RefSeq, a predicted model, not a curated record